AUGAAUAUCAAUUCUUUCUCAGAUGAUAGUGAUCUAUUAGAUCUUGAUGUAGAUCAGGAUGAUCAACUUGAGGAACAAACAGAAGUUUUUGUGACGGGAUUCACACCGUUCUUCGCCAACUACAGAAGAGAACCAGACAUGCAAAGAAUGGAACUACCCGCGAAGAACUUGACAAAUGAAGCAAUAGAAAAAGCAAACCUGCUUCGCAAAUUGCAUGAACAAUUGGUAUUAGACAUCGAUUUUGUGGCAAAACGAGUCAAAGAAUACUACGAUAAAAGGCACCAGGAGGCACCUCAGUUUAAAGAGGGGGAGAAAGUGUUUCUGCUACAACAAAACAUUAAAACCAAGAGGCCAAGUGACAAAUUGGACUUUAAGAAACUAGGACCCUUCGAAAUUUUACAGAAAACUGAACCAGUUAAUUACAAACUCCGAUUACCGGACACUGUGCCUAUACACCCGAAUUUCCAUGUCUCACUACUGGAAAAAGCACCUGGAAAUGCACAACAAUACAAAACAGAAGUCGACAAUGAAGAGCAAGAAUAUGAGGUCGAAACGAUACUAGAAAAACAGAGAAUUAGCAAUAAGCACUACUACCUAGUGAAAUGGAAAGGAUAUGAUACCUCAGAGAAUACUUGGGAACCAGAGGAAAAUCUCAAGAAUGCUCGGAAGAAAGUCGAACACUAUGAUCAGAAGGAUCAAGCACGGAAAGGUCAAGCGAAGGAAGAUCACCAGAAUCGAUAG
This is a messenger RNA of Histoplasma mississippiense, 741 nucleotides long. RefSeq lists its product with no specific name. Gene Ontology annotation, biological process: negative regulation of transcription by RNA polymerase II; chromatin organization. The transcript is spliced from 2 exons. Lineage: Eukaryota; Fungi; Ascomycota; Eurotiomycetes; Onygenales; Ajellomycetaceae. Gene Ontology annotation, cellular component: pericentric heterochromatin. The coding region runs from base 1 to 741 and encodes 246 amino acids. Gene Ontology annotation, molecular function: chromatin binding. The record is from RefSeq and is a predicted model, not a curated record.